Messenger RNA from Serendipita indica DSM 11827, 1749 nucleotides. NCBI's taxonomy places the organism in Eukaryota, Fungi, Basidiomycota, Agaricomycetes, Sebacinales, Serendipitaceae. The record is from the annotation of a GenBank genome assembly.
AUGUCCUACGACGAGAACGGCAUCCCCAUCGUCCCAGAGUCGCUCCAGUUGUACGACUCGUUCAAGCAGGACCCGCCAUUUGCAAAGGCAUUUACGUACACUUGGGUCUCUGUUGCUGUGUUCUGCGUCCUCAUCAGCAGCCCUCGAAUAGCCAGAUCAAUCAAGACUGGUCGGCUUUGGGCUGCGCUCCGAGGUGUUGGAGAGGACUAUGGACCUACGUCUUAUGAAAGUAUCGACACUGCAACCUCGAGCGAAAAGCACUCCUCUGGUCAAUCAAGCCGUAGACCGGCAACGCGAUUGCGCGGAUGGAUGAGCGCGCUGGCGGGUUGGAGCUUGUAUGAACCUCCCUUUCUCAGACUGGACGUCGGGCAGAUCAUUCUUCUUCUCGGUUACCUGAGUACGCUGUUGGCUUGCAUUCUCAAGGAUGCACAGUUACGAACAAAUGCCAACAGGGCAGGGUUCCUUGCAGUCGCACAACUGCCUCUUGUCUUUCUUCUCGCCACGAAGAACAAUAUCUUAGCAACCUUGAUGGGCCGUGGCUACGAAAAACUCAAUUUCUUACACCGCUGGUCUGGCCGCGCUAUAUUCCUCUCGGCGACCAUUCAUGGGGCUCUAUGGAUACAAAGUCACCUCAGGAUUGGUGUCAAGUUUAAUCAAGAUAAGGAAAUGAGAGGCUUGGCAGCAUAUGCUAUCCUCUGUUUGAUCGUCCUCACCUCAGUCAAACCCGUCCGGAAGCUAGCAUACCAGUUCUUUUUCAUGACACAUAUUGUUGGCUUUAUUGCAUUUUUUGUGCUUGUCUGCUAUCACACGCCAUAUGCUCAACCGUGGAUAUUCCCAGCCAUUGCCUUUUACGCCUUGGAUAUGCUGAUGCGCCUCUUCCGCUUCCGCUUCAAGCCCGCCACCUUGUCCGCCCCGGAUAGCCAGAUAACCUUUAUUAACGUUGAUGGAUGCGACUUUGGGUGGGUUGCAGGUCAACACGUCCGAGUGCGUGCGCUCUACGGAGGCCGCGUCUUUGAAUCCCAUGCUCUCUCCAUUUGCAACGCACCCGCCAACAUUUCUACCAUCUCAUCCUCGCACGGACAGAUUUUCCUCGCCGCGCGCGUCGUUGGUGAUUGGACGCGCUCUCUCAACGCCUUUGCGCAAGCGAUCGAUGAUCAUUCCACGGAAGAACAAUGUUGUGAUGAUAAGCUCCCGGAGCAGCAGAUUACGGUCAUGCUUGAUGGCCCGUACGGUGGGAUUAGUUUCGACUUGGGGACAUAUGAGCACGUCCUCCUUGUCGCAGGUGGAGCUGGGAUUACGUUCACUCUUGGAGUAUUGGAUGAUCUCGUUGGGAGGAUUGUCAGACUGGGUCGACCCUAUGGAGAACGGACGAAUAAGAUCGAGUUGGCUUGGUGCAUCAAGUCGUUUGGAGCGAUUAAGUGGUUUGCAUCACAGUUAGACGACGUCGCCACUGCAGCUGCGAAAGAUCCAUCACUGGAGCUUCACAUCAAGUUUUUCGUCACUUGCUUGUGUGAUCCUGAGCAAGUUCCAGAUAUACCCAAUAGCGAGGCCACGAUGGAGAAGCCUUCGAUUGCCGACAUGCUAGAUGAGUUUGUCUCUGGAGCCUCGCACGGUACUGGGGGGAUAGGAAUUGCUGCAAGUGGACCUCAUUCACUCGUAUCAGAGGCAAGAAACACCGUCGCAAAGCUAGGUCUCCGAGCAGCCCGAGUUGGAGGAGUCGCAUUACACACCGAAGUAUUUUGUCUUUGA